AUGUAUUUUUCCUCUGGUCUUCAUGUUUUAAAAUGCUUUCAUAUAUUGUUUUAUCAAGUUACUUUACCAUCCUUUUCCCAAUCAUUUAAUUAUGCCAACUUGUCAACAAAAUAUAUGCUUAUUCUCACGUUUAAUCUUUUCCAAUUUCAUAAAUUGCUGCUUUUUGGCUUACAAUAUUCUAUCUGGAACAAUUUGGCCAUACUGUCCACAAUUUGGCCAAUACAGGAACAAUUUGGCCAUACUGUCCCUCCUGUAUGUCCAGUAUCUGAAUUCCAGGGUGAAUGUCAUAUUAAUUUCAUAAGGAAGACACAAGCAAGCUUCAGUUGGGAUUGGGGACCUUCAUUUCCAACAGUUGGCAUUUGGUAG
Brugia malayi is the source of this 366-nucleotide messenger RNA. RefSeq lists its product as uncharacterized. NCBI's taxonomy places the organism in Eukaryota, Metazoa, Nematoda, Chromadorea, Rhabditida, Onchocercidae. The record is from RefSeq and is a predicted model, not a curated record. Gene Ontology annotation, molecular function: beta-mannosidase activity. The coding region runs from base 1 to 366 and encodes 121 amino acids. The transcript has 2 exons. Gene Ontology annotation, biological process: glycoprotein catabolic process.